AUGACUGACCAAACAUUCCACGUAACCAGAGAAGACAUCCGCAAGCUCGAGGCCCGCGAGUCCCGCCGCUAUCACGGCCAAAUCCCCGCUGAUGCCGACUCUUCAAUCCUCAAAUCCAUCGUCGAUCAAAACAAGAACCGUUCCAAAGACCCCCAAGCCAACCUCGAACUCCCCGACGACCCACCCGUCCCCGGCGACAUGAAGUCUGCCGACGCACGCUACAGCGGCGGCGGUAUAGGGUCCGGCCGCUUCUCGGGAGACCUGUCGACGGAGAAAGAUGGGCUGCGGGAGCCGGCGGCGCAGCAGAGUGGCGUGAGGGUCGAUGGAGAGAAGUUGCAUAAGGGAACUAUUUUGGAGCCUAAGUAUUCGUAG
Morchella sextelata is the source of this 372-nucleotide messenger RNA. RefSeq lists its product as uncharacterized. NCBI's taxonomy places the organism in Eukaryota, Fungi, Ascomycota, Pezizomycetes, Pezizales, Morchellaceae. Bases 1 to 372 code for a protein of 123 amino acids. The transcript has 3 exons. The record is from RefSeq and is a predicted model, not a curated record.